Messenger RNA from Cicer arietinum (chickpea), 1951 nucleotides. RefSeq names its product protein trichome birefringence-like 4. The record is from RefSeq and is a predicted model, not a curated record. Gene Ontology annotation, molecular function: O-acetyltransferase activity. NCBI's taxonomy places the organism in Eukaryota, Viridiplantae, Streptophyta, Magnoliopsida, Fabales, Fabaceae. Gene Ontology annotation, cellular component: Golgi apparatus.
UUGAUAUUUGUGGGGUAAAAGCAAAACGAUGAAAACGGCUUGUACAUAAAAAUCUUCCGUUCCCUCCUUUCUUCUCUCAUCUAACUUCAAAACCAAACUAAUUAAUCUCUUUCUAUUAUCUCCAAAAAUAGCACUUCAACUUCAAGCAUCAUUGACCUCUCUCCAUUUUCUUUUGCUUUGCAUGCCUCAUCAUCUCUUCUUUCAAUUUUCAACAUGCACGACAAUAAUAAUACAUAGUUAUUAUAUGUAAAUAAAACCAACACAUUCAUUGUUUUGUAAACAUAAUAAUGACAGAUUCUCCUUCGAGGCACCGUUCAUUAGCAAGAACAGACUCUACACGCUUCUUUCCUUCAAGAGGAGCUAUAGGUUUUACUUACGGUUUCACCUUUGCUUCUAUCUUGUUUACGCUUUUUCUUGUAAAUGCCUUUCACCCUUCACGUAGAAAUCAUUUUUCUAAAGUUUUUGCUCACAUUCUCUCCAACUCUUCAUUUUCUCCAUCCCCUACUAGUUACACCCCACAUACCACCAAUGACACCACCACCACUACUCCUAGUAAAACUUCACAUCUUAAUAAGGAUGGUGAGUUACAUGAUAAUAGGUUUGUGAAUGCUCAUCCUCCCUAUCAAAUUUCUAGAAAAGAAGGUUCUGGUCUCAUAACACCACCAAAGCAUAGUAACAAUAAAGAUGAGUCUUUUGCACCUAUGCCUUCACCAAAUACUAAAGUGGAUUCUCAAAAUGUGAUGCAAAGUGAUCAACAUUUGGUGGAAUUGAGGAAAACAUGUGAUAUGUUUGAAGGGUCAUGGGUUUUAGAUGAUUCAUACCCACUUUACAAAUCUGGGUCUUGUCCACAUAUUGAUGAAUCUUUUAACUGUUUCCUCAAUGGUAGAAAAGAUAAUAUGUAUGAGAAGUUCAGGUGGCAGCCCAAGAAUUGCAACAUGCCAAGGUUCAAUGGUAAAGACAUGUUGGAGAUACUGAGGGGAAAACGUUUAGUCUUUGUUGGUGAUUCUCUCAAUAGGAAUAUGUGGGAAUCUAUGGUUUGUAUUCUUAGUAACUCAGUGGAAAAUAAAAGCAGGAUUUUUGAAGCCUCUGGUAGACAAGAAUUUCGGACAGAGGAUUCUUACUCAUUUAUAUUCACAGAUUACAAUUGUUCCAUUGAGUUCUUCCGUUCCCCCUUUCUUGUUCAAGAGUGGGAGAUUCCAGACCGGAAAGGAUCGAUAAAAGAAACACUUCGUCUUGAUUUGGUUGAGAGAUCUUGUGAUAAGUACAAAAAUGCUGAUGUUUUGAUCUUCAACACAGGUCAUUGGUGGACUCAUGAGAAAAGAAUCGAAGGGAAAGAAUACUAUCAAGAAGGAAAUCAUAUCCAUGGACAACUGAAUGUUGAGGAAGCAUUUAGUAAAGCUUUGUUUACAUGGUCACAUUGGGUGGAUACUAAUAUUAAUCCUAAGAAAACUAUAGUUUUCUUCAGGGGCUAUUCCCCUUCUCAUUUCAGGGGUGGGGAGUGGUUUUCUGGUGGUCAGUGUGAGAAUGAGACAGAACCAAUGAAAAAUGAGUCUGACUUAUCAGAAAAUCCUCCAAUGAUGAAGACCAUUGAGUCAGUAAUUGAGAGAAUGAAGACUCCAGUCUUUUACCUGAACAUCACGAAAAUGACCGAUUUCAGGCUCGAUGCUCACCCUUCUAUGUACAGAAACAUGAAUAUGUCUGAGGAGAACAAAAAAUAUAUGCUCACACACCAGGAUUGUAGUCAUUGGUGUCUUCCUGGUGUGCCUGACUUGUGGAAUGAAUUAGUGUAUGCUCGUCUUUUGUAUAUCAUGAAAAGAAACAAGGGCAACCCCCAAACGUAAAUUAGUGUAUGCUCAUCUUUUGUGUAGGCUUUUCACAUUAUAUUUGUGAUUUAAUCAGUUUAUAAAUUGAAUCACCAGGUUGUGUUGUUGUUAUUGUUGUUGUUGUUAUU